AUGGGCGAGGUCCAGAUCCAGUUCCGGGAUGCUGUGAUGGAUGAGGAUGCGCGCACACGAGAGCUGCGGAUGGCGGGUCGCCGGGCCUACGCUCAGGGCGAUGUGGCCGUCGCGCAGCAAGCGUACGAUGCGCUGGUCGACUACCUCGCGCCAGACCGCGAGUUUGAAGCCACCUUUGUCUUGGCCGUCUUCAACUGGAUGGCCGGAGAGGACGAGCGCGUGGUGCUCGAGGGCUUAGAGGCGAGCAUACGCUGCGAUCCGUCGCACCCGGCGCCGUACCUGCUCGCGCUAGCAGUCCACGCCAAGUCCAAGGCAUCGCCCGAGGCCGUGCCGCCGCUGGCGGAGGCGCUGCUGCGUGCAGCGAUGCAGUACAAGUUCUCGCCGCUCAAAGGCAUCAAGCGGGCGCUGUGGGCGUAUGUGGAGAUGGGGCGGUUUACAGAUGCUCGCGCGCUCAUCGAGGUUGCGGUCGAGCUCUAUCCGGACGAGGCCAGCAAGUAUCAGGUCUCGCUCAUGCACAUCGACAUGCAGGAAAAACAGGCUCACGACGAUUGCUCGUCUGAUGCCGGCAGCGAGUCUGCGUCGCGGCACUCACCGCAGCAGUCGGCGAGGAGCGCGGGGCCGUCAGCUGAGGCGGCAGCAGCACGUGCGGUCGAAGAGGCAGCCGUGGCGGCCGGCGAUGCAGCCGUGGCGGCCGCAGCGGCCAAUGCCGAGGCGGAAGCCGACGCGCUGGACAAGGCGCGGAGCAUCCAUGCGCUCAUCGAGGCCGAGGGCCUUGGCGACGACGGGCUGAGCGCCGAGGAGGAGAUCGAGGCAUCUGAGGCGCUUGGCGCGCUGGCUGCGCAUGCUCCUGCCGAUGCUUUGGCGCCACUAGGUCGGUUGGCGGCGGCGUAUCCACGAUCUGCCGGCCUGUAUCGGCUGCUGGGCACUGCGUACACCGAGAUGGGUGAUGUGGAGGCUGGGCGCGAGCGACUCGAAUACGCAGACAAGCUCGCUCGGGGCACCGACGGAAAGGUUGUCAACGAGCUGCUGGUGAAUCUGCGGGCAUCUUCGGCGGCCGACGCAGCGCCGCGUGUCGUCGCCCUACUGCGACGCGAGGUUCUGAAUCGGCGAAUGACGCCGCAUGCGGGAUCGCUGGCGCGGUUUGUGCUUGACGACGAGCCUGCGUUGGUUGCCCCGACGGUGAACGCCGAAUCCGCUCUAGCGGUGGUCGAUGGUGCGCUGGAGGUCGAGACUGUAGUUGGGAGCGCUGAUCUGGAGCUGCUCCGUGAACGGGUGGUGGCGGCGCAUGUGGGACGCGAGGUGGCGGCGGCGCACGCUGCACGUACUGCCGGCAAGCCGCAGGCCGCACUCGGCCACCUGCGGCGCGGACUGGAGAUCGGCGGCGACGACGUGGGCAUCCUCGCGCACGCAGCAGCACCGUUUGAGCCCGAGCCCGUCAUCGCGCUCCUCGACGUGCUGGAGACGGUGUGGCUGGCACGGGUCCACGGCGACGUCGUUGAUGCAGAGCUGCCGCUGCAUCCCGAGACAGAAGCGGUGGAGGUAAUAGUGGCACACGCGCGGAAGCUGAGUGGCACAGACUCGGUCCUCGUCGUGGCCCAGACCGGCGAGUGGGCGUUUGUGGCGGCGCGAGCGGCUGCGGCGCUGGAGCGGCUGGCGAAGCGGGCGCUCAAGACCGAGCUCGAAGAGUGGGCGCGGCUGGUAGAGGGCGUGACGAUUGGCAUUGGGCUGGCGAGCGGGCAGGACGCGUACAUGGACGGCAAGUUCGAGGAGGCGCUACAGGCAUUCGGCACCAUCCUGAGCAAGGCUCCGCGACACGCAAAGGCUUCGUUCUGGUCUGCGGUGGUGGCUCAGCAGAUGGGCUCGUCGGCGGCGGCCGAUGCACACUACGCGCGGCUAUGCGAGGUCUCGGGCGGCCCGGUGUACGAGGCGCUGCUGGAGGCCGUGGCCGACUCGAUGACCAAGGAGGCGUACAUGCGUGUCUCGCGCAACCUCCGCAAGCUCCACGAUCGGCACCACCUGACGGCAAUGAUGCAGACAGAGUCGCCGUUCAAAGGCUCGCGCGAGGCCAAGGAGCUGCAGCGUGUGCGGCGCGGGGUCGGCCGAGCGGUUGUCGAUCGAGUCCUGGACGAUGGCCAGACGCGGUUUUACUGAGCCCUCUACGACUCGGCGAGGCUCCAGUUGAGGUCGAGGCCGUCGGGCACGGCGUGGGCCUGCAGUGCGUCGACGAGCUCUGCGGGGUCGGAGCGGAAGAUGACCAGCUCUGCAAAGUCCUCCGAGAUAAAGCCGUGGGUGAUGGCCCGA
Thecamonas trahens ATCC 50062 is the source of this 2301-nucleotide messenger RNA. RefSeq lists its product as uncharacterized. The coding region runs from base 1 to 2151 and encodes 716 amino acids. NCBI's taxonomy places the organism in Eukaryota, Apusomonadida, Apusomonadidae. The transcript has 2 exons. Gene Ontology annotation, molecular function: protein binding. The record is from RefSeq and is a predicted model, not a curated record.